AUGCCGUACUUCUGCGAAAAUCCCUUGGCCACGAGUCGUGCCUUGAACCGCUCGAUCUCUCCCGCUUGGUUCUCCUUGAUGCGAAACACCCAACGACAACUGAUUGCCUUUCGACCUUGGGGCAAUGGCACCAACGACCAUGUCUUGUUCUUGCGAAGAGAGUCGACUUCUGAGUUGCACGCUUCCUUCCACUUGGCCGCGUUGCUGGAUUCCAUCGCCGACUUGAACGUAGUCGGCAUUUCUCCCACUGAAUCCACAACCGUCUGCGGCCGACUCUGUCGCUUGCUCCGCGGGAUCUCUACCGGUUCCUCCAACGACUGCGUUCGCUGCGUCUCCCUCCGUCGAAGACGUCUUCCAUGA
This is a messenger RNA of Phytophthora infestans T30-4, 360 nucleotides long. RefSeq lists its product as uncharacterized. The transcript is spliced from 3 exons. The record is from RefSeq and is a predicted model, not a curated record. Bases 1 to 360 code for a protein of 119 amino acids. NCBI's taxonomy places the organism in Eukaryota, Oomycota, Peronosporomycetes, Peronosporales, Peronosporaceae.